UUGGGUCUGUAAGGUGGGGGAGGGGGGAGAGGCGGGUGCAGUUGCUUUCACCUGCUUGCCCCAGCUCGAUCCCGGCCCGGAGCAGCGGCGGCGGGGGCUUCCGCUGUCCGCUGGCUGAGGACCUUCAGCUCCCCCUUGGUCCCGCGCGGGCUCCGAAUCCUGUCCGCGGCAGGGGCCAGCGGCCCCUCCCCUCCCCUCCGAGGAUAGAAGAUGAGCUUCCUCUUUAGUAGCCGCUCUUCUAAAACAUUCAAACCAAAGAAGAAUAUCCCUGAAGGAUCUCAUCAGUAUGAACUCUUAAAACAUGCAGAAGCAACUCUAGGAAGUGGGAAUCUGAGACAAGCUGUUAUGUUGCCAGAGGGAGAGGACCUCAAUGAAUGGAUUGCGGUUAACACUGUGGAUUUCUUCAACCAGAUCAACAUGUUAUAUGGAACUAUCACAGAAUUCUGCACUGAAGCAAGCUGUCCAGUCAUGUCUGCAGGUCCAAGAUAUGAAUAUCAUUGGGCAGAUGGUACUAAUAUUAAAAAGCCAAUCAAAUGUUCUGCACCAAAAUACAUUGACUAUUUGAUGACUUGGGUUCAGGAUCAACUUGAUGAUGAAACUCUUUUUCCUUCUAAAAUUGGUGUCCCAUUUCCUAAAAACUUUAUGUCUGUGGCAAAGACCAUUCUAAAGCGUCUGUUCAGGGUUUAUGCCCAUAUUUAUCACCAGCACUUUGAUUCUGUGAUGCAGCUGCAGGAGGAGGCCCACCUCAACACCUCCUUUAAGCACUUUAUUUUCUUUGUUCAGGAGUUUAAUCUGAUUGAUAGGCGUGAGUUGGCACCUCUUCAGGAAUUAAUUGAGAAGCUUGGAUCGAAAGACAGAUAAAUUUUUCUUCUAGAACAGUUACCCUCUUGCUUCAUCUACUGCUAGAGCUAUCUCGUUGCUUUCUGUUAUAGACUAGUGAUACAAACUUUAAGAAAACAAGAUAAAAAGACACCUAUUGUCUGUGUCUACUGAUAAAAUUGUCCCAAAGGUAGGUUGGCCUAAUACCUUCAGAGUGAGAAAUUCAGGACACAGCUGAAUCUGAGGCACUGUGUGACCACUGCUGUUACUGCCAUAGAGCCAUACUUGGUUGUAGAAUGUGAGGACUAACCUGUAGUUUAUUAGUUUACUUACUCUUUUACUGAAGAGGAUGAUCGACUCUGUUUCAGGUGACAGCACAAUGGAUAUUAAGAAUUUCCAAUAAUUUAUUAACAGGUUUCCAGAACAAAUUUCCUAAUAAUGCAAUCACAGAUCAGUUUUAUUCUGCUUUUAUUUUACAAAUAGAAGAGGUGUUCUAAAAUUUCCUUAAGAUUUAGAACAUUUGUGUCACUUUGGAUAACCUUGUAGUUUGAAGUUUGUAUGCUAGUGUUUUUAUAGGUAAGAUUAUAUAUAUGUAUAUUUUUUCAAAAUCCAUGAUUGCAGUUUAAAUCAUCAUAUGACAUGUGGUAUGGGAGUAACCAAAGUCAUUUCUAAAAGGACUUUAUUUUUUAAUCUUUAUUUGGGAUUUUAUUCACAUAAACCUAUCUAAAUUUUUAGUGUGUGUGUAUCAAAUAAUUUUUUUAAGGCAUCUAAGGAUCGUCUUGCAGAUUUUUAUUUUGAAAUGCUUCAUUCAGAUUAAUUUUAAUAUGUAGGUUUUGGCUGAGAAAAGAAAAACUUCCAAAAAAUUAUGACAAAUUUGGGUCUCAUAAACCAUUAUUUUCAUUCAUGUUUGUUUCAGAGGCCUUAAAAUUUGGAUAGGAGAAUGGAAGAAAGUACUCAGAGUACUUGACUAUUUUAUUUUGAGUUUUCCUUUAAAAAGAAACUACUUUUAUACGUUUUUAUUGUGACUUGAGACUUAGUUAAGUGUAGUGUAGAAAUGCACGAACCUUAUCCCAAUAAGGAUAAAACGUAAGGAAAACCACAAUAAAAAACCUUGAAGGUGUACACAUUUUAUAACCCAGCUAAAAGUUUGAUGUGCUGCCUGUUCUUUAAUGUGUGUGUGUGUUGGGCGAGGGGUGGUAAUAUGUUUAAAGGAGACAAAAUGGGAUAAGUUAAAAAAAAAAAAAGAAAACUUCAUCUGUUAAUAGUCAAAGGAUGGAUUGGGAUUUUAUUCUGUUUUGUUUCUGUAUUAAAACUUGAAAUUAUUCUAUU
Messenger RNA from Lagenorhynchus albirostris (white-beaked dolphin), 2148 nucleotides. It is a transcript of the gene MOB1A, whose product is annotated as MOB kinase activator 1A. Gene Ontology annotation, biological process: hippo signaling; positive regulation of protein phosphorylation. Bases 211 to 861 code for a protein of 216 amino acids. The transcript is spliced from 6 exons. The record is from RefSeq and is a predicted model, not a curated record. Gene Ontology annotation, cellular component: cytoplasm; nucleus. Gene Ontology annotation, molecular function: protein kinase activator activity. Lineage: Eukaryota; Metazoa; Chordata; Mammalia; Artiodactyla; Delphinidae.